Onychomys torridus (southern grasshopper mouse) is the source of this 1216-nucleotide messenger RNA. It is a transcript of the gene Tmem81, whose product is annotated as transmembrane protein 81. The transcript has a single exon. Bases 64 to 852 code for a protein of 262 amino acids. Lineage: Eukaryota; Metazoa; Chordata; Mammalia; Rodentia; Cricetidae. The record is from RefSeq and is a predicted model, not a curated record.
UCUGCGCUACAGUACAAUGGAGUAUUGGCCUGAAAUGCCUGCCGGUCAAAUGCCUACUGAGACAUGAAGACUGCGACCACUGUUUCUAUCCUUGGGAGCCUGGUAUCGAUCGUCUGCCUGCCUUCGGUGUUGACGUCACCUAAAACACUGGCCAUCCCGGAGAGAAUACAACAAGCUGUGGGGAGAGUCGUGGUCAAUGCCACAACAUGCACUGUUACAUGUGGCCUUGGCUACAAGGAGGAGACCGUCUGUGAGGUGGGUCCUGAUGGGGUGAGGAGGAAGUGCAAGUCCCAGCGUCUGGAGUGUCUGACCAACUGGAUCUGUGGGAUGCUCCAUUUCACUAUUGUCCACGGGGAGGAGUUUGAGCUGAGCUGUCUCAGCGCAGACAUCCUGGAGGUCGGGCAAGAAGCCUUCCGCUUUACCUGGAAACUUGCUCGGGGCAUCAUCUCUACUAACGAUGAAGUUUUUAAACCCUUCCGAGCCAACUCCCAUUUUCUGCGAUUUAAACCCGCCUAUGAGUAUGACUCUGGGACAUACCGAUGUGAUGUGCAGCUGCUGAGAAACUUGAAAUUUGUCAAGAGGCUCUAUUUUGGGCUGAGGGUCCUUCCUCCAGAUUUGGUAAACCUGAAUUUCCAUCAGUCCCUUACUGAGGACCAGAAGUUGGUAGAUGAGGGCUGGGAAGUUAAUCUAGACAACCAUUCGAAGCCUAACCUCCCAAAGUGGCAAGAGAAGGUGGCGUCAGCCAUGGGCAUAGGGAUGGCUGCUGGAGUGGUCGGUGGCGUGCUGGUCAGCAUUGCUAUCCGCAUUGUCCUGAGGGGGGUUGAUGGUAACGGCAGCCUUAGCAGCUUAUAAUGGGAGGCUGACUGCCCAGGAGGCCAAGCUAGCUUGUACACGAGUGUCCUGUCCCUCUGGUAGUGGAGCGCCAAGAGAGGACUCAGAGCCUAAGGUUGGCUAGGAGGCCCGGAGGUUGCAAGCUCCUGGUAGCUCAGGGGAGCAGUAUCCAUCACUGUGCUCAGGUUUUCUCAUUAAGGGUGCUCAGUAGGCUUUGCUUCUGUUCCUAGGGAAGUUCUGUCUUCCAAGCUUGCUUUUCUUUCCAUGCUUCACGGCGUGUGUACCACUCACCUCCACUACUCCACCUCUCUGAACAGUGUGUAUGGACCAGAAUGUACUACUAGCAGUUUGGGCGGAAACUUUUUAUUUUUGUUCAAUAAAAAUA